AUGUCAUACUAUAACCAGGGCUACCAGCCUUCCGGCGCUGCUGGUAGCUCAGCACAGAACUUACAGUUCUACUCAUCCUCCUACGACGCCGUGUCCGGCCACACCACACCCUCACAGGCCUCAUAUGGCGGGUACGGAGGCAGCGGCGCAAACGCGGCGUCAGCAUACCCUUCAUAUGGCGGCGGUGCCAGGUCAGGAGGCGGCGGCGCCGACUUCGGUGGCGCGAGCGUGAGUGGGCGUAUGGGCGAGCAAGGUGGCCUAAGAACAGGCUGGGUAGCAGCUUUCGGCACAGAAGGCUACGAUGGUGAGCCUGGUCUGAUGGAGGAGCUAGGCGUGAACUUCGGCCAUAUCAAGACCAAGACGGUAGCAGUCCUCAACCCCCUCUCGAGACCCUCACCGCACAUCAUGGACGACAGUGACCUCUACGGCGGUCUCAUCUUCCUCAUUCUAUACGGCGCGUUCCUUGCCCUGUCAGGGAAGUUCUUCUACGGCUACAUUUAUGGGAUUGCCGUCUUCGGCUCGAUAGCCCUUCACUGGAUCUUCGCCCUGAUGACCCCUCCCGUCGACCCCAACGAGACGCCCGACCCACACGGUCAGAUGGCGCAGGCGCAGAGAGAUCAUGUUGAUGCAGGUCAUCACGCAGGCGGCCACUUCAGCAGCACGUUGACAUACAGCAGAAGCGCGAGCGUGCUGGGAUACUGCUUUUUGCCGUUGGUUAUGACUGCGAUGUGUGGCAUUGCGGUGCCUAUGGACACGGUCAUGGGCUAUGUUUUGACGUCGUUAGCUGUCGGGUGGUGCACGUUCAGCAGCAGUGGGAUGUUUGGUGGUGAGUUACAGGGUGCAGAGGCUAAGGCGAAGGGAGCUGUUGUGAUUCUUGGGCCUACGACAAACAUGCAGCGUUCGCCGCUUGGUGGUCGUGGUUUCGAGAGCUUUUCUGAGGACCCGUGCUUGGCAGGAGCCAUGACUGCCGCUACUGUCAACGGCAUUCAAUCGACAGGAGUAGCCGCCACUGUCAAGCACUUUGUCACAAACGACCAAGAACACCAGAGGAUGUCGGUCAAUUCUAUUGUCACAGAGCGGGCCCUGCGUGAGAUCUACCUCAUGCCAUUUCAGAUCGCUCAGAGAGAUGCCAAACCCUGGUGUUAUAUGACUGCCUACAACCAAUUGAACGGUACACAUCUUAGCGAGGAUCCGAGGAUCCUGCAGAAGGUUCUACGCGAGGAAUGGGGCUUCGACGGUCUGGUCAUGAGUGACUGGUUUGGUACAUACUCCGCAGUCGAGUCGGUACAAGCUGGACUUGAUCUGGAAAUGCCUGGUCCUUCAUACGCGCGCGGUACGCAAGUCAGCCAAGCCAUCAACUGUGGCAAGUUGUUCACAAAGGAUGUGGACGAUCGUGUUCGAGCAGUCUUGCAGCUCAUUAAGCGGACGCAUCCUCUCGGCAUUCCCGAGAAUGCUCCCGAGAAGGCUGUCGAUACCCCAGAAACUGCUAAGCUGCUCCGGAACAUUGGUGCCAGUGGCAUUGUGCUGAUGAAGAAUGAGAAGAACGUUCUGCCGUUUAAGAAGGAGAAGACGACAGCGGUCAUUGGUCCAAAUGCCGCAAUUGCUGCCUUCAGCGGAGGUGGAUCGGCGUCGCUCUUGCCGUACUACGCACGCUCGCCACUGGAAGGCGUCGAAGGGGCGUGCAAAAGAGUCAAGUACGCUUUGGGUGCUCCUGGGUGGAAGUCGCUACCACUGCUGUCGGAACGGGCCCGUACCAAGGACGGCAAGAAGGGCUUGGACAUGAGAGUAUACACAGAGCCUCCCUCGACUCCAGAUCGCAAACCGUUCGAUCAUUUGUAUCUCACGAAAUCAGAUGCCUUGUUGGUGGACUACAAGCACCCCGAAAAGCCGAAGAGCGAGCUUUACUAUGCUGAGAUCGAAGGUACUGUCACACCAGAAGAGACUAUCGAAUUCGAAUUCAGUCUGUCUGUUGCUGGCACGGCGAAGCUCUUCGUGGACGGUAAAGUGGUAGUCGACAAUGAGACCAAGCAGUACCCCGGAGACUCGUUCUUCGGAUCCGGCACACGAGAAGAGACCGGCCGUGUCAAGCUGGAGAAAGGGAAGGCUUAUCAUGUCCUGGUUACCUUUGGCACUCUGCCGACCAUGACGAUUGGCAAUGCUGGUGCCACGGCUUUCGGUGCUGGCGGCUUCCGGAUAGGAUGCGAGCGGGUCAUCGAUUACGAAGAAGAGUUGAAGCGCGCCGUGACACUCGCGAAGGAGGUCGAGCAAGUUGUCCUCUGCAUGGGUCUCAACGCAGAUUGGGAGUCAGAAGGAUAUGAUCGAGCCCAUAUGGAUCUUCCGAAGGGCUCAGAUGAGCUGAUCAAGGCGGUCACUGCGGUAAACCCCAACACCGUAGUGGUCGUACAGUCUGGUACUCCAGUGACGAUGCACAGGUGGCUUGCUGGAACCAACGCACUGCUACAGGCUUGGUACGGCGGCAACGAAACGGGCAACGCCAUUGCUGACGUUGUCUUCGGCGAGACGAAUCCCAGCGGCAAGCUACCUCUGUCCUUCCCAGUACGAAAUGAGGACAAUCCGGCGUUCCUCAACUUCCGAUCGGAGCGAGGUCGGGCCCUGUACGGCGAAGACGUCUACGUCGGGUACCGCUACUACGAGAAGACCAAGAAGGACGUUGGCUUUGCUUUCGGUCACGGUCUGUCGUACACAACAUUCGAGCUCGGCGACCUGAACGUCCGAGACGGCAAGGACGAAAUCAGCGUUACAGCCAAGGUCAGCAAUACCGGCAAGAUUCCUGGCGCAGAAGUAGUGCAGGUCUACAUUUCCCAGAAGUCGCCGAGCAUCAAUCGGCCACCAAAGGAGCUCAAGGGGUUCACGAAGGUACACCUGAAGGCAGGAGAGAAGGAGAAGGUAGAGAUCAAGAUCAGCAAGAAGUACGCGACGAGCUUCUGGGACGAGCAGGCAGAUUCCUGGGUGAGUGAGAAGGAUGAGUUUGAGGUCUUGGUAGGCAACAGCAGUCAGAACGUGGAGAAGGCUGGCAGCUUCAAAGUAGCGGAGACGACGUACUGGAGAGGACUCUGA
Molecule: messenger RNA, 3078 nt
Organism: Cyphellophora attinorum
Lineage: Eukaryota; Fungi; Ascomycota; Eurotiomycetes; Chaetothyriales; Cyphellophoraceae
Product: putative beta-glucosidase I
Exons: 3
Coding region: 1-3078 (1025 amino acids)
Biological process (GO): glucan catabolic process
Molecular function (GO): beta-glucosidase activity
Source: RefSeq, a predicted model, not a curated record